AUAUCUCUAAAAUCCGUACUUUAAACGCUGUAGACCUCAAACACUUUCCCCUCUUCUUAUCUCCUCCGCCCACCGCCACCGCCACCGCCACCGCCGUGCCCUAUAUAUACACACAUUUAUACAUACUCACCCAAACAGAAUCAGAAUUAAAUUAAUCAAACACUCGAUCUGUAUUACUUACGACUUCAAUCGAUAACAUGGAUCUCCUGGAGCAGGCACGGAACUUCGUGGCGAAGAAGAUCGAGGACCUGCCGAAGCCGGAGGCGACGGUGGUGGACGUCGACCUGAAGGGCGUCGGCUUCGACGGACUCCGGCUGCUGGCCAAGGUAUCGGUGGCGAAUCCGUACGGCGUCGCAAUUCCGAUCUGCGAGAUCGCCUACACAGUGAAGAGCGCGGGCCGGUGCGUGGCGUCCGGUUCGAUCCCUGACCCCGGUUCGCUGGCGGCCAACGACAAGACCGGUCUGGACGUGGCGGUGAAGGUGCCGCACAGCGCCGUCGUGAGCCUGAUCCGCGACGUCGGCGCCGACUGGGACGUCGACUACGUGCUCGAGCUGGGGCUCAUCAUCGACCUGCCGAUUGUCGGGAAUAUUACCAUUCCGGUUUCGUACAAAGGCGAGAUGAAGCUGCCGACGUUUUCGGAUAUGUUCGGAGGGAAGUCGGCGGAGGAGGCGGCGGCGGAGGAGGUGGAGAAGGAGAAGAUGAAGGAGAAGAUCUGAUUCGGGAUUUUGAUUUGAUAUGUGGAUUUGGGUUUUAGGGUUUGACUUACUUAUUAUGUUUAAAUUUCAUGGAACUUUGUUGGCAUGGCGUAGUCGAUGUACCGGAAAUGAAUGAUGACUAGAAAUAAAAUUGACUUGCGUUUUUGCUGUCUGAAA
This is a messenger RNA of Andrographis paniculata, 872 nucleotides long. RefSeq names its product desiccation protectant protein Lea14 homolog. The record is from RefSeq and is a predicted model, not a curated record. The transcript has a single exon. Bases 198 to 716 code for a protein of 172 amino acids. NCBI's taxonomy places the organism in Eukaryota, Viridiplantae, Streptophyta, Magnoliopsida, Lamiales, Acanthaceae. Gene Ontology annotation, biological process: response to desiccation. Gene Ontology annotation, cellular component: cytosol.